AUUAUUUUGCUGCUUCUGAGAUAUACAAUGCAAUCCGUGUGUUCAUUGCUUGCUAUGUCUGGAUGACUGGAUUUGGGAAUUUCUCAUAUUACUAUAUCAAGAAAGAUUUUAGUAUUGCAAGAUUUGCUCAGAUGAUGUGGAGGUUAAAUUUCUUUGUGGCAUUCUGUUGCAUUGUCCUUGACAAUGAUCUCAUGCUCUAUUAUAUAUGCCCAAUGCACACACUAUUUACUCUUAUGGUAUAUGGAUCACUUGGUCUGUUUAACAAAUACAAUGAGGUACCAUCAAUCAUGGCUAUUAAGAUUGCUUGCUGCUUCUUGUCUGUAAUUUUGAUAUGGGAAAUCCCUGGGGUAUUUGAAUUAUUGUGGGCCCCUUUUACGUUUCUGCUAGGCUAUAAAGAUCCAUCACCAUCCAAGGCACACUUACCCGUGCUACAUGAGUGGCAUUUCUGAUCUGGCCUCGAUCGA
Zea mays is the source of this 464-nucleotide messenger RNA. Its product is annotated as protein REDUCED WALL ACETYLATION 3-like. NCBI's taxonomy places the organism in Eukaryota, Viridiplantae, Streptophyta, Magnoliopsida, Poales, Poaceae. Gene Ontology annotation, biological process: xylan biosynthetic process; xyloglucan metabolic process; plant-type secondary cell wall biogenesis. Gene Ontology annotation, molecular function: acetyltransferase activity. The record is from RefSeq and is a predicted model, not a curated record. Bases 63 to 449 code for a protein of 128 amino acids. Gene Ontology annotation, cellular component: Golgi apparatus. The transcript is spliced from 3 exons.